GUCUAGUCAAAAUUAAACUUUCAUGAUUCCAAUAGGACAUGCAAUUUUAAAUAACUUUCCAAUUCAAUGUUAUCAUCAAAUGUGCUUUGUUCUUUUGGUAUUCUUUGUGGAAAGCUGAACCUAGGCCUAUAAUAGACAUGUCACAGUAUAGAUUGCUACCCAAAAUGGAGAUUUCUGCUGAUGUAGAGGCACAGCCAAUUGCUCAGUACUCACAAGUACGGUGCUUUUGGGGUGUGGGAGAGAGGCCUAUGACUGACGUGCAAGGGUAUAGAGUGAGAGAGCAUUCUGCUGAUGUAGCGGCGCUACCCAAUCCUAACCAAUCACAAUCAUGUUUCACCAGGGGUACAGAAGAGAGGACUAUUACAGACAUAUCUGGGUAUAAAGUGAUAAAAAUAGAGGAUUCUGCUGAUAUAGAGGCAUUACCAAAUCCUAACCAAUCGCAAUCAUCUUAUGUGAGGAGCGCAGGCGAGAGGCCUGUAACAGACAUGUCAGGGUAUAGAGUGAUACCCAAACUAGAGAAAUCCACUGCAGCGCUACCGAAUCUUAACCAAUCACAGGCAUGUUAUGUCAGGAAUGCAGGCCAGAGCCCCUUCCUAUUGGUACCCAAAGUAGAGAAUUCUAAUGACGUUGAAACGCUGCCAAAUCCUCAGCAAUCACAAACGUGUUUUAUGAGGGGCGUAGGCGAGAGGCCUAUAGCACACACACCCGGGUAUAGAGUGACACCCAAACUAAAGAACUCUGCUGAUGUAGCAUCGCUCCGAAAUGCUAACCAAUCACAGGCGUGUUACAUCAGUAGCGCAGGCGGGAGCUCAUCCUUAUUGGUACCCAAAAUAGAGAAUUGUGAUGAUGUAAACACGCUACCAAAUCCUAACCAAUCACAAGCAUCUUACAGGAGGGGAGCAGGAGAGAGCCCUAGCCUGUUGGUGCCAAAAGUAGAGAAUUCUGAUGAUGCAGAAAUGCUACCAAAUCCUCAGCAGUCACAAGCAUCUUAUAUGAGGGGCGCAGGCGAGAGGUCUGGGCACAACGCGAUACACAAAAUGGGCAGUUCUGCUGAUGCGCUACCGAACCCUCACGCACAAGCCUGGUAUUUCAGGGGAGCAGGAGAGAGGCCUAUAGCAGACAGCCCAAGGUAUGGAUUGCUGCCCAAAAUGGUACCGACUGCUAAUGUAGGAAUGCUACCGAAUCUUCAGCACCCACAAGCAUGGUUUUUCAGGGGCGCAGGAGACAGGCCUAUGACAGACAUGUCAGGAUAUCAAUUGUUACCCAGAACAGAGAAUUCUGCUGAUGUAGCAGCGCUGACAAAUCCUCCACAUUUCCAACCAUGGUAUAGCGGUGUCGCAGGGCAGAGACCUAUGGCAGACAUGUCAGGGUAUACAUUGUUACCCAGAAUGGAGAAUUCUGCUCAUGUAGAGGGGAGUCCAAAUCCUGAGCACCCACAAACCUGGUAUCUCAUGGGCCCAGGCGAGAGGACUGCAGCAAACACAUUGACGGGAAAAGGCUCUCGAAAGAAGAAACCGGCUGCUGCUACUGCCCCUAAGAAGUCGCCUAAGAAGAGCUCACGUUCUCUGAAGCCAAAGUGUAUUGUGCAAUCUUGUGCAAACUUUGCUGACGGAAAACCAACCAAUCCAGAUAUUUUAUUGCACAGAUUUCCAAUAAUUGCAGAUCAAAUUAAGAAAUGGCUUCUACAGAUGCGGCAGGAUUUCGGAGACAUCGAUGCCUUUGUCCAGCGCAUUCAGUCCAAUAAAAGAGGAACUUUUAGAGUUUGCUCUUCCCAUUUUACAUCCGAUUGCUACUUCAUGAAUGGGUUAACAAAGUGCCUAAAAGCAGAUGCGGUGCCUUCCAUCUUUGGUAACUGGGGCUGCGCAACUGACAGCGAGACAGACACAGAAGAGAACAUACUUCCACCUCCUUCAAAAAGAUGUCAGGAGCAUAAUUAUGCAGAGAACAGUCACACAUACGGACUAAACACGUCGUCAUUAUAUCAUAAUACUGACGCUUCCAUGGAAGUUGUGAUUAAAACUGAAAAUGCAUAUACUGAUCCAUAUUUUUGGUCGAGAAAUGCAAAAACCCAAACAGAUCCUUCUAUUUCUAAGACGUCCCCUUAUGUUGGAAUGGUUGAUGCUAGUGUCUCUACAGAUCCAGUCGACCUACCUCCACUUGAUGGAGCUAAAGAAGAACCAGCUGAAGAGUUUUAUGAAGACUUCUUCUCAGAGCCCUCUGACCUUGAUGAGUCAGAAGAAAGACUCAGAAAAAAAGAUCCUGAUUUUAUUCCCAACAGUGAUUUAAGCUGUAGUGAAACGUCUGAUAUUGAAGAACCUUCGGAGACGCAUUACGUGAAGGAGAAAAAGUUUAUCAUAUUUGAAUCGUGCUUAGAUCAGUUGUUGCGUCAUCUGCUUUGUCCAUUCAAUGGAGUAUGCAAUAGUCCAAUUAUUGAGAUGCAUAAAGUUAUUGAUGGCACCUCACUAACAGUUUUUGGCGAAUGUCACGUUGGCCAUAAAGUCCGGCUAUGGCAGAGCCAACCUACAGUUGCAAGACUGCCUUUGGGAAACGUUCUUAUGACUGCAGCUGUGACGUCUAGUGAUCUCACAUACUCAAAAGUGGCUAAAAUGUUCAAAAUUGCAGGUGUACCAUUUAUGUGCGAUGCUACGUUCAUUAGACAUCAAAAAAAAUUACUGGAACCAGAACCAGCAGUAGAUAUACAGGAUGCCUGCGCUAUAAAAGAGGAGUAUUAUGAUGAGGACCUGUUUCCGUUCUUGGAGUGGUUGAAUAAUGCGCUUAUGAUGACCAAAAAAGAGGAGGAGGAGAUACCAGUGACCAUGAGCCAGGAGCCCGACGUGACCGCAGGAGAGGACCAAUCUGAAUUUGAAGAAGUUGCCGUGUACUUCACUAAGGAGGAGUGGGAGUCUUUAGACGACGAACAAAAGUACUUAUACAAAGAUGUGAUGAUGGAAAAUUAUCAGUCCAUAAGGUCUCUCGGAGGCGCUAACGUGAAGCCUUCGGUUAUAUCAAAGAUUGAGGGAGGAGAAGAGCCGUAUCUGGCGAUGCAAAAGAAGAAGGCAGCACAAAAGGAAGAAGCGGCAAAAAAGGAAGAAGCAGCAAAAAAGGAAGAAGCGGCAAAAAAGGAAGAAGCGGCAAAAAAGGAAGAAGCGGCAAAAAAGGAAGAAGUUGCGCAAAAGGAAAAAGCUGCGCAAAAGGAAGAAUCUGUGCAAAGGGAAGAAAAGGAAGAAGCGGCACAAAAGGAAGAAGCUGUGCAAAAGGAAGAAAAGGAAGAAGCGGCACAAAAGGAAGAAGCGGUGCGAAAGGAAAAGGUGACGCAAAGCAAAAAAGUAAUGGAAAAGGUGAGGCAAAACAAAAAAGUGGCACAGACGGAAAAAGUGACACCAAAGGCAGAGACACAUGAGGAAUCGCCUUUAUUUAUCGGUUUAGAUGGGUCAGUGUCCGUAGAUGACCCCGAAAUACAGGAUGCUCCAUUAAGUCCCAAAUCUGAGAUGAUGGAAGACUCUGAUUCAAUCAAAAGUGACGAGAGCACAAAACCCAAAAGGCAAAACAAGCGUACGAGGAAGCGGGGAAGACCUCGGAAAAAUAAGGUCAAUAAACCAAGAGCUGGGGAAGGAGAAACCAAGAAAACAAAAGAAAUGCCAAAAAGGAGCACAAGACGCACCAAAGUCGAAGAUGUAGCUGUAGAUACUGAGAAUAAGGAAACUGCUAAUGAAAACACAAAAAGAAAUAAAAAGGAGAGUAACAUCCCUGUGUACGUUUAUAACAGCGAACAAGGCGAAAGCUUUGAUGAAUCACUUUAUACAUCUCAUGGGACACUGAAGUCGUUAUUUAAUUGUUCCGAGUGUGACAAGUGCUUCAUUUCUAAAUCAGAGCUUAUAAUGCAUCUCGAAACUCACGAUGAGCUUUUGGUUUGCUCCGAUUGCGGCAAAUCUUUCAACCACAAGUCGCAGUACGUGGCCCAUAAGAAAGUCCAUGCAAAUUUAAAACGCUACGUCUGUCCUGAUUGUGGGAGAGCAUUUAAAGUAAAGGCACAGAUGCUUCGGCAUCAGGGUACCCAUAACGAUGAGAAACCAUUUGUCUGUAUGGAUUGUGGGAGAAGUUUUAAACGGAAAGCGACCCUCUCUCAACAUCAGAUGCUUCACACAGGGGAGAAACCGUAUUCAUGUGCGGAAUGCGGGAAAAGUUUCAGACAAAAGUUCCAGCUUGUUCUUCACGAGAAGGUGCAUACGGGAGACAAACCCUUUGCCUGUACUGAAUGCGGGAAGCGUUUUAGGCAGAAAUUACAUCUUGCACGACAUGAGACAGUUCAUAUGAUUAAAGGGACAUAGAAAGGAAAUUCUUUGUCUCGUGUAUAAAAGGCUGAACGAUGGAUUAUGUUAACUGUUUGCAUGAAACCGACUGUUAUAACCUGUUUACAUUGUAAUGUUUCGGAAAUACAUGAAGGAUACUGCAAUAUUCAUUCUCAUUGGCUGAUGGGGACAGCACUUCAAUAAGGAUGAAAACAAAAUGGCGAUAAAAAAAAAAUACAUUUCAAUAAAAAAUACAUUUCAAGAUGCACUCCUUUGGAUCCAGUGAAGAAACACUUUACUUUAUGUCCCUUUAAAGGACUGUUCUGAUGCACAAGUUACUUGCUGUUUCAAUUAGUGUCUCUUGCGUAAUGUGCUUUUAUCCUAUACAAAGGUUUCAAUCAGGGGCCACAGCACAAUACAGCUACCAAGCAGCGCACGUAUGAUGACUGGCAGCUACCUGCAUAUGCCAUCCCAAAUUCUGUCAGCAGCUGUUUCCUGUGACUCCCGCGCAUGUCUUUUAUCUAUGUAUUUUUUACUCCUUUGUGAGCGGUUAAAGGGAUAUAUCACAAUCCUUAAGAAAAACGUUUCUAACGAUUUAUUCCCAAACACGUUAAAUGUGAAUUAUAUAGAAAAAUCCAUAGAUAAACUAUUUUAAAGGAUUCUGAUCGACCCUUUAGUCAGCUACGGACUGCACGUUUGGAUAAGGUAUUAUGUAUUUCUAACAUUACCUUAUAUGUCAGAGAGAAAACCGUAUUUAAAUAUUUUCUGAUUUUCCCACAAUGCAGUGCUGAAAACUGAACACAAAACCCGAAUCCGUAGAACGAGGUAUAAAAUGGUCGAUUUAAAUGGAUAUUUAAUGCUAAAAUAAAACGCAGUAAUUCAUGA
This is a messenger RNA of Bombina bombina (fire-bellied toad), 5174 nucleotides long. RefSeq lists its product as uncharacterized. NCBI's taxonomy places the organism in Eukaryota, Metazoa, Chordata, Amphibia, Anura, Bombinatoridae. Gene Ontology annotation, biological process: negative regulation of transcription by RNA polymerase II. Gene Ontology annotation, molecular function: DNA-binding transcription repressor activity, RNA polymerase II-specific. The transcript has 19 exons. The record is from RefSeq and is a predicted model, not a curated record. Bases 138 to 4328 code for a protein of 1396 amino acids.